AUGAUGAGACAUGUUUUUCAGUUACGCGAAUUGAUAUUAAUGAUGAAUAUUGAAGAAGAUAGAAAUGCAGCGAUUGAAGUUUAUGUUCUGCGAUUCUAUUAUUCAGAGAAGGGCGAAAAUUUUGUUUUAUACGACAAUGACCGGAAAAUAUUAGUUGCAUUAGAAUACAAAGGCGAUGUUCAUCUACCGAAGCAAAUAGCCUUUCUGUUGAGACGUAUUACAGAUGUCACUUCUACAAUGGAAUGUUUACCAGAAAGGACAUUACCUUUGCUUAAACUUACCUAUUACUCAAAUACUCCAGAUGAUUACGAACCGGAAGGUUUCAAACGUUGUAAGCAUACCUAUCAUUUCAAAGAUGCUUUCGGAGAAGGUAUUCUUGGACAGAUCACCGCAAAAUUCUGCUCUUGUACAGUCGAAGUUAAAUCGAUUUUUAUUGACGAUCAACGACUUUCCAUGCAAAAUUUACAUUUGUUUAAAAGAAAUAAUCGCGGAAAUGUUGCAGAUUAUGCAUCUGAUUGGAAUAAAACUGAAAGAGCAAGGGAUGCAGAUCAAUCUUCUUUAAUCAGCGAUGACGUAGUGCACAUUCAUUCCAUUUCGAAGGCCAAUGGGGAUAAAAUAGAAAGGGCAAGCAUAUUGUUUUCAUCAGAUUCAACAAAAUCGUCUCCUAAAACUGAUGUCCUAAUGAGUGAAUUCAAAGUAGGACGAUUGAAGAUCCAUCGCGCUGAGCAAAAAAAGGAAAUGGACACUAUUAAGAAGAGUAGAGAAGCCGAGGUUAUGGAGAAAGAAAAACUCUACAGAAAAUUUUUCCAUGAAUCCGAGCAGAUGAAUGACAGUUCCAGUCAUUUAGCCACUUUCGGUUCCUCGACACUGAAUCUGUUGAAUCCAACAUGGAGUUUCAUUGCUUCAGAUAGUGGCGAUGGUGGGUAUAUGCGCGAUUUUUCUAUUAGACUUCCAACAAUAUUCAAGUGGAAUCUGAGAGCAGAUUCCACCAAAAUUUAUAUCAUAUAA
Messenger RNA from Dracunculus medinensis (Guinea worm), 1008 nucleotides. The record is from the annotation of a GenBank genome assembly. Lineage: Eukaryota; Metazoa; Nematoda; Chromadorea; Rhabditida; Dracunculidae.